GCGGCCCGCGCCCCGGGCGCCCGCAGCCUCGCUGAGAGCCGCCGCGGCCCCGACCCACGCGUCGGGCCCCGAGCCGCCGGGAUGAGCCGCGCCGAGUGGUGAUCGCCGCUCGGGAAUGCGGGUGUGAAGGGUCCGAGCUGCCGCCCAGCGGGGAAGAGACCCCGGGACGCCGGAAAUCACCAUCCCGAAGCUGCGCGAAGGGGGGGAAAGAGCAUUCUUUCAGUUUGUGUGCCUUGUGGGGAAAUUUUUUUUUUUAAUCGUUAUUUUUUUUUUUUUGAAAAAGAAACAUUUCCGUGCUACUGUCUGUCAUCAUCUCUGGGGAAAUCAGCCAGAACCGCCGGAACGUAACUGCAACCAGACGAGAGAGGCAGGAGCCGAGGCAGUACCUGCAGCGUCCGGGCACCAGAGCCACCUUGGAACGGGAACGCGUCUCCGGCGGCCGUGGGGCUGCGGCUCCGCCAAACUUUGGGGCGGGCGGGGCGGGCUGGGGCGCCGAGGGGGCUUCGUAGACCGAGGGCCGCCCCCUAACCAUGAUGUUUCGCGACCAGGUCGGGGUGCUGGCGGGCUGGUUUAAGGGCUGGAACGAGUGCGAGCAGACUGUUGCGCUGCUGUCGCUGCUGAAGCGCGUGAGCCAGACCCAGGCCCGCUUCCUCCAGCUCUGCCUGGAGCACUCGCUGGCCGACUGCGCCGAGCUGCACGUCCUGGAAGGCGAGGCCAACAGCCCCGGAAUCAUUAACCAAUGGCAGCAGGAAUCCAAGGAUAAAGUGAUUUCCCUCCUGUUAACUCAUCUGCCUUUGCUGAAGCCAGGAAACCUUGAUGCAAAAGUCGAGUAUAUGAAACUGCUGCCCAAAAUCCUGGCGCACUCUAUUGAACACAACCAGCACAUCGAGGAGAGCAGACAGCUGCUGUCCUAUGCUCUCAUACACCCGGCCACUUCGCUGGAGGACCGCAGCGCCUUAGCCAUGUGGCUGAAUCACUUGGAGGACCGCACGUCCACCGGCUUUGGCGGCCAGAACCGAAGCCGCUCGGACUCUGUGGAUUAUGGGCAGACACACUACUAUCACCAAAGACAGAACUCCGAUGACAAGCUCAAUGGGUGGCAGAACUCUCGGGAUUCUGGGAUUUGCAUCAACGCCUCCAACUGGCAGGACAAAAGCCUGGGGUGUGAGAACGGCCAUGUGCCCCUCUACUCCUCCUCCUCUGUCCCCACCACAAUCAAUACGAUUGGAACCAGCACAAGUACAAUUCUCUCAGGCCAGGCACACCACAGCCCUUUGAAACGAUCUGUGUCCCUUACCCCACCCAUGAAUGUGCCAAACCAGCCUCUAGGACAUGGAUGGAUGUCUCAUGAGGACUUACGAGCUAGAGGACCCCAGUGCCUCCCAUCCGAUCAUGCCCCCCUGUCUCCACAAAGCAGUGUAGCCUCUUCAGGAAGUGGUGGGAGUGAACACUUAGAAGAUCAGAACACUGCUCGUAACACAUUCCAAGAAGAAGGUAGUGGUAUGAAAGAUGUUCCAGCCUGGUUAAAAAGCCUCCGCCUGCACAAGUACGCUGCGCUUUUCUCCCAGAUGACCUAUGAGGAGAUGAUGGCUCUCACUGAGUGCCAGCUGGAGGCUCAGAAUGUUACCAAAGGUGCAAGACACAAAAUUGUCAUCAGUAUUCAGAAGCUCAAAGAAAGACAAAAUCUCCUGAAGUCUUUGGAAAGGGACAUCAUCGAGGGGGGUAACCUGCGCAUACCACUCCAGGAACUGCACCAGAUGAUCCUGACUCCUAUCAAGGCCUACAGCUCCCCAAGUACCACCCCCGAAGCUCGCCGCCGGGAGCCCCAGGCUCCACACCCACCCUCACUGAUGGGCCCUGAGGGCCAGAGCCCCGACUGCAAAGACAGUGCCUCGGCCAGCAGUGCCACGGCCAACACCUCCGCUGGGGCCAGUGGUGGGCUGCAGCCACACCAGCUGAGUAGCUGUGAUGGGGAGAUGGCUGUCGCCCCCCUGCCGGAGGGGGAUCUACCCGGGCAGUUCACACGAGUCAUGGGGAAAGUGUGCACACAGCUCUUGGUCUCCAGACCUGAUGAGGAAAAUAUAAGUUCCUAUUUACAGCUCAUAGACAAGUGUCUAAUUCAUGAGGCAUUUACAGAGACUCAGAAAAAAAGAUUGUUGUCAUGGAAACAGCAGGUGCAGAAGCUCUUUCGGUCUUUCCCUCGGAAAACCCUUCUAGACAUAUCAGGAUAUCGACAGCAAAGAAACCGCGGCUUUGGGCAGUCCAACUCCCUCCCGACAGCCGGCUCUGUGGGCGGCGGUAUGGGCCGACGGAACCCACGCCAGUACCAGAUCCCCUCCCGGAACGUCCCUUCCGCCCGCCUUGGCCUCUUGGGCACCAGUGGAUUUGUCAGCUCCACCCAGCGCAACACCACAGCCAACCCCACCAUCAUGAAACAAGGAAGACAGAACCUCUGGUUCGCCAAUCCUGGGGGCAGCAACAGCAUGCCAAGCCGCACCCACAGCUCAGUCCAAAGGACCCGCUCGUUGCCAGUGCACACUUCUCCGCAGAAUAUGCUGAUGUUCCAGCAGCCAGAAUUCCAGCUUCCUGUGACUGAACCUGACAUCAACAACAGGCUGGAGUCCUUGUGCCUCAGUAUGACCGAGCACGCCCUGGGAGACGGGGUUGACCGGACCUCCACAAUCUAGAAGCUGAAGAUGAGAGUGACCGCGCUGGCCGUGAAAUCGACUGCUGCGGGUCCAGUGUCAGCCAUCUUCAGGGUUGCACAGAAUCCUCGGAGAUGCUUUGCAGCCUUUUUUUCCCCCUGGUCCCUCUCCCAUUUUGAUUUUGUGAGAGCGUAGGUCGUCCUUGUAAACAUAUCAGUAGACCGGGGAUUGGUUA
Canis lupus familiaris (dog) is the source of this 2880-nucleotide messenger RNA. RefSeq names its product sterile alpha motif domain containing 4A (gene SAMD4A). The record is from RefSeq and is a predicted model, not a curated record. The transcript is spliced from 13 exons. Gene Ontology annotation, cellular component: P-body. Gene Ontology annotation, biological process: nuclear-transcribed mRNA poly(A) tail shortening; negative regulation of translation; regulation of mRNA stability. Gene Ontology annotation, molecular function: mRNA binding; protein binding; translation repressor activity. Lineage: Eukaryota; Metazoa; Chordata; Mammalia; Carnivora; Canidae. Bases 531 to 2687 code for a protein of 718 amino acids.